AUGAGGAGCGUCAACCAUACAGGGAUAAGAGAGUUUGUUUUUCAAGGUUUCUCCAAUUUUGGAGAGCAUCAGCUCACACUCUUCGUGGUGUUCCUCACUCUGUACAUGUUGACCAUAGCAGGUAAUGUCAUAAUUGUGACCAUCAUCCGGAUUGACCAUCAUCUGCACACCCCCAUGUACUUCUUCUUAAGUGUCCUUUCCACUUCAGAAACCUUCUACUCUUUGGUCAUUAUCCCUCGCAUGCUUUCCAGCCUCAUAGGCUUGAGUCAGUCCAUCUCCCUGGAGGGCUGUGGGACUCAGCUCUUUUUCUUCCUUGGCUUUGCCAUCACCAACUGUCUCCUGCUAGCAGUUAUGGGUUAUGAUCGUUAUGUGGCUAUCUGUAACCCUCUUCGUUACUCAAUCAUCAUGAAUUGGAGGGUCUGCACCAUACUGGCAUCCUCGGUCUGUGCCACAGGAUUCUCUCUUUCACUAGUUCAGGCAGUGGCUAUUUUCAGACUACCCUUCUGUGACUCAUUAAUCGAACAUUUCUUCUGUGAUGUUCGCCCUGUACUGGAUCUGGCUUGUGUUAUUCCAAUCAUCAAUGAUAUCUUUACCUUAAUUAUCAGCCUUCUGGCCAUCACUGUCCCAGCCACUUUUAUCUUCGUCUCUUACGUCCUCAUCAUUUCCACCAUUGUCAAGAUUGCCUCCGCUGAAGGCCGGAAGAAGACGUUCUCCACCUGUGCCUCCCACCUCACAGUGGUCAUUAUUCACUAUGGCUGUGCCUCCAUUGCUUACUUCAAGCCCAAAUCAGAGAACACCAAAGACCAGGAUCAGUUAAUCUCAGUGACUUACACUGUUAUAACUCCCUUGUUGAACCCUGUUGUGUACAGUCUGAGAAAUAAAGAGGUUCAGGAUGCACUACGCAGAGUGAUGGGCCAGAAAUCACUUUCAUAA
Molecule: messenger RNA, 933 nt
Organism: Elephantulus edwardii (Cape elephant shrew)
Lineage: Eukaryota; Metazoa; Chordata; Mammalia; Macroscelidea; Macroscelididae
Product: olfactory receptor 10J1-like
Exons: 1
Coding region: 1-933 (310 amino acids)
Biological process (GO): G protein-coupled receptor signaling pathway
Cellular component (GO): membrane
Molecular function (GO): G protein-coupled receptor activity; olfactory receptor activity
Source: RefSeq, a predicted model, not a curated record